AUGAGAGCGGGCCGAACAGCGCGCGCUCGUUCCACCGCAGCGGGUCCACGCGGUCCCUCAAGGACAAUCAUAGGACGCUGGUGCGGCGGGGGACGCCGACGAGCGCGCACGCGCCGGCGGGGGCGGCGCAGCCGCCGAGCGGGUCGUCGCCGCCCACGCGGCAGGUGUCGGGCGGCGGGAUGCGCGGGUUCGGCGCGGGGCGGGCGGCGCGCAGCGCCGCGGCCGCGGCAGCCACAGGCGCCACCGGACGGGUCGCCUCCGGAUCCGGACGCGGCGCACGCAGGCAGCACGGGCCACUCGGCGGGCCGCUCGUCCCGGAACAUCUCCCCGGGGAGGCUGAUCGAGCCGCACACUCCGCUGGGCGCGGCGUCGACGGAGAUGAACGACCAGCACCCGUCGACGGGGCCGUCGGGCAACACCUCGCGCGCGUCGACCGCGCCGUCGCCGCGGCCCUCGGCGCCGUCGCCGCGGCAGCCGGCCCCGCCCGCGCUGGCCGAGGAGGGGGAGUUCUCCGAGGUAGAACUUCAGGGCCACCUGACGUCAGCCGUGCGGUCGCAGAUGCUCGCGAAGAAGCGCUUCUCGCAGGCGCAGCCGCGGAACGCCUACCACGUGGUCAACGACGCCGACGCGGGGCUCAUGCCAGAGGAGUCAGGCCUGCUCAAGGUCGACGGGGCGCCGAUGCGCGCCGGCUGGGGCACGCCGGGCUCCACCGAGGCCGGCUCGAACGCCCACUCCGAGUUCGGCUCCCAAGCGCCCAUGUCGGGCCUCAGCGCCAACCCUCUGAUGACGCGGCUCAACAUGUUCGCGAACCGCGCCAACAGCCUGCACGACCCGUCGUCGCGCGGAGACCACUCCUCGCAGGGCACGCAGCGCUCCACGGCCGCGGCGCUGCCCCCGCGGCAGCCCUCUGGGGGCCUCCCGGUGUCGUUCCACGCCCCAGUGUCGCCCCAGAGCGGCGCUCUGUCGGACGAGGAGGACGGGUCGCUGAACGACAGUAUAUCGCACGGGAGCCUCGCGCGCGCGAGCGGCGGGGCGCAGGCGGAGCCGGCGAAGAAGGAGGGGGGGCACGCGCGGACCCCCUCGGGGGCGUCGGGCCGCCCGUCGCGCCCCGCGCACCGCGGCGCGCAGGACUCGAUGCAGUCGAUCCAGAGCUUCUCGUUCGAGGGCGGCCUCGGCAGCGAAGGCAACGUCGCGAGCAGCGCCGACGCCGACAGCGGGCCGGCGCCCGGGCCGCAGUGGAGCGGGGCCACCAGUGAGCGGCUCCGCGCUCCGGCGCCCGCGCCCGCGCCCGCGCCCGCGAAGGGCGGCCCGCGCAAGCCCCCGGGGCUCGCCGUGCAGGGCCUGCACGUCGAGGUGGGCUCGCAGCUCGCGCAGGGGCAGUGGACUGACUCGGGCCAGUGGCAGGAGGCCCCGCCUCCGGCGGCGGAGCCCUCGCUCGAGAUGUUCGCGUCCGGCGUGCAGCGGAUCCCGAUCGAGGACCUGAAGAAGGUCAAGGAGCUCGGGCGCGGGCAGUUUGGGUCGGUGUGGCACGAGCGGUGGCGCGGCGUCGACGUCGCCGUGAAGGAGAUGCACUCCGUGGACCCCAAGUCGCGCGCGGAGAUGUUCCGCGAAGCCGUCACGCUCGCGUCGCUGCGGCACCCGUGCGUGGUCAACUUCUACGGCAUCGUGGCCGACAACAGCAUCGCCGCCACCGUCCUGGAGUACGUGCGCGACGGCUCCCUCAAGGCCGCGCUGUGCAAGCUGCGGCAGGCAGGCCUGUUCGCGCGGUGGCCGCCGCGCCGCGUCGACGCGUUCCGCGUCCGCUGCGCCCUCGGCGCGGCCCGCGGAAUGGAGUACAUGCAUUCGCAAAAGGUGGUGCACUUUGACCUGAAAUGCGACAACCUGCUGUGCGACCUGAGCAACCUGGACGCGCCGCGGGUGAAGAUCUCCGACGUCGGCCUCAGCAAGCAGAAGGCCACCACGUUCAUCUCCGGCAACAUGCGCGGCACGCUGCCGUGGAUGGCGCCGGAGCUCUUUCCGGGGCUCGCCGGGCCCGCCGUGGCCCCCGCGGGCGACGCGGGGCUCGUGAACGAGAAGGUCGACGUCUACUCCUUCGCGGUCGUCAUGUGGGAGGUCUGGACGCUCGGGCAGCCGCCGUAUUCCAAGCUGGCCAUGGGCGCGGUGCUCUCCGGGGUCAUCGCGGGCAACCUGCGGCCGCCGGUGCCGCAGGGGUGCCGCCCGGCGUGGGCCGCGCUGAUGCAGGAGUGCUGGCGACCCGCGCCGCGGGCGCGCCCGGGCUUCCCGGAGAUCUGCGACCGCCUGGAGGCGAUGCUGGAGGACGUGUUGCGCGAGGAGGAGGCGAGCCGGGCGGGGGGGGAGUGA
Messenger RNA from Pedinophyceae sp. YPF-701, 2361 nucleotides. Lineage: Eukaryota; Viridiplantae; Chlorophyta; Pedinophyceae. The record is from the annotation of a GenBank genome assembly.